AUGGAUGCCGCGGCGAUCGCGCGCAUCCAUGUGGAGACCUGGCAGGCGACCUAUGCCGGACUGGUCCCCGACGGCUACCUCGCCGGCAUGGACCUCGCGCGCUACCAACGCUUCUGGCGCGAGCUAAUCGGACGGCGGGCGGCCGAGAAGGUGCUGGUCGCGCUGGACGACGGCGCGGAGGCGCAGGGCGACGAGACCGCCGCCGGCGAGAUCGUCGGCUUCGGCUCCUGCGGCCUGGUACGCGAGGCGGACAGCGCCCGCGCGCCCUUCCGCGGCGAGAUCUACACCCUUUACGUCCACACCGAUUUCCAGGACCGCGGCCACGGCCGCAGGCUCCUCGUCGCGCUGAUCGAGGAGCUGGCGGCCAAGGGCUUCACCGACGCCGGCCUGUGGAUGCUGAGCGGCAAUCCGACGCGCUUCUUCUACGAGCGCAUGGGCGGGCAGGCCGUGGCCGAGCGCGAGGAGCGCUUUGCCGGCAUUUGGCUGCCGGAGGUGGCCUACGCCUGGCCCGACCUGAUGUCCUGGCUGACGCAGGCGGGCCUGCGCGGCUUCUUCGAAUACCGCGAUCUGGGCAGCGCCGCGGCCAGCGCCGGCGGCGUCGGCGCCCAUGUCAUCCGCGCCCGCCCGGGCGGCGCGGCCAACCCGGUCUGGCACACCCACGAUCUGGCCUUCCAGAUGGUCUACGUGCUCCAGGGCUGGGUGGUCUUCGAGUACGAGGGCGUCGGCGAGGUGCGACUGGAGCCGGGCUCCUGCGUCCACCAGCCACCGGGCAUCCGCCACCGCGAGCUCGCCCACUCCGACGACCUGGAGAUGCUGGAGAUCACCCUGCCGGCGCGCCGCCGGCAUGAUGCCACCUCGCCAGACGCCACAGAAUCCGCUAUCACCCUGCCCAUGACCGACCGCGUACUCAUCCUCGACUUCGGCUCGCAGGUCACGCAGCUCAUCGCCCGGCGCGUGCGCGAGGCGGGAGUCUACUGCGAAAUCCUGCCCUUCAACAUCGACCCCGCCCGGCUGGAGAUCUUCGAUCCCAAGGCGGUGAUCCUCUCCGGCGGCCCGGCCAGCGUGACGGAUGCGACCACGCCGCGCGCGCCCGACGAGGUGUUUCACCUCGGCGUGCCGGUGCUGGGCAUCUGCUACGGCAUGCAGGCCAUGACCUCGCAGCUCGGCGGCGAGGUGGAGACCAGCGAUCACCAGGAGUUCGGCCGCGCCUUCCUGGAGAUCGCCGAGGACUGCCUGCUGUUCGACGGCCUGUGGCAGCAGGGCGAGCGUCACCAGGUCUGGAUGAGCCACGGCGACCGGGUGAUGCGCCUGGCCCCCGGCUUCGUCACCGUCGGCCGCAGCGAGGGGGCGCCCUGCGCGGCCAUCGCCGACGACCAGAAGCGCUACUACGGCGUGCAGUUCCACCCCGAGGUGCUGCACACCCCCGACGGUGCGCGCCUGCUGCACAACUUCGUGCGCAAGGUGGCCGGCUGCAGCGGCGACUGGACCAUGGCCGCCUUCAAGGAGCAGGCCAUCGCCGAGAUCCGCGAGCAGGUCGGCGACGGCAAGGUGAUCUGCGGCCUGUCGGGCGGCGUCGACUCCUCGGUGGCGGCG
Symbiodinium necroappetens is the source of this 1593-nucleotide messenger RNA. Lineage: Eukaryota; Dinophyceae; Suessiales; Symbiodiniaceae. The record is from the annotation of a GenBank genome assembly.